Molecule: messenger RNA, 1017 nt
Organism: Scaptodrosophila lebanonensis
Lineage: Eukaryota; Metazoa; Arthropoda; Insecta; Diptera; Drosophilidae
Exons: 2
Coding region: 46-975 (309 amino acids)
Source: RefSeq, a predicted model, not a curated record
UGUUCUUCUUCUUCAUUAUCGCAACGUAAACAGAAGAAACAGCUGAUGGCAGCUGCCGAAGCGCCAAUAGAGUUGCCAGAUCGGUGCUGUGUUAGUAAGCGUCAGUUUUGGCGUGAAUUUUUAGCGUUGUAUGAAAGCCUACCCGAGCUUUGGGACGCGCGCAACUUAAACUACAGACACAGAGACUGCAAAUAUGAGGCUUAUGAUGUUCUGCAGAGGAAAUUGCAAGAACUGGAGCCUAAUGCUACCCGCUAUGAUGUGCAACGACGUAUCAAUAUAUUUCGUACAAACUAUCGACGAGAGCGGUUGCGCAUAUUAAAGCAACAGUCAUUGGGAGUUCAAUCGGAUGUUGUUAAGCCAACACUUUGGUUUUACGAUUUUAUGAGCUUUCUGCUGACGCAGGAGACUUUUCAGCAUGGCACUAGAACACGGAAGAUACGAGGAAUGGUUAAUCGUGAGAAGACAGUUAGAAAAAACAACAUUGGGCGAAGAACUGACUUCGAGGGUGAUCGGAACUGGACCUUUGAUGAGGCCACGAAAAAUUCCUUUAAACCUGGCACAGUCGUGACAAAGUUGGAUGAUAAGCCAUUGCUUAGUCCAAAAAUUGAAAUAUUCGAACCGGAUUUUGUAGCAGCAGAGACAACUAUGCACAUUGAUGAUAUGAAGGUUGACUCUCGAGAACCAACAAUGCUCCCCGAUUACAUGAAGGAGGACACUGGAGAAACAAGCGCGUCGGAUUACAACGAGCCCACCUGUUCGACGACAACUUCCACCAUAAUACGCGGUAACACGUCGCUAACUAUAAGCGAAGGCUCCGAAGCACUUGCCAAAUCCUGGGCCAUACAGUACGAGGAAAUGGCGCCAACGCAACGCAUAUUGGCCCGUAAAGCAAUCGCAGAUAUUCUUUUCGAAGGCUGCAUGGGUAAUCUCCGCAUAAAUCGGGGCGUUCACAAUAGCGUUGGUAAUCAGCUCUAAAAAACUACAUUCAUAUAUACAAUAUAAGCCUCUGUAAAUGCA